Molecule: messenger RNA, 695 nt
Organism: Oppiella nova
Lineage: Eukaryota; Metazoa; Arthropoda; Arachnida; Sarcoptiformes; Oppiidae
Source: the annotation of a GenBank genome assembly
GACGCAGACCAUUGGCCACCAAUUCUUUCUAAACAAAGUGACCGAUCAGUUGAGAUACGAGAUCUCCCGAUGCGGUUAUACCGAAAUCCUAACAUUCUCUUUAUGCUCUCGCGACGAUAUCGGAGAGAAAAUGCGAAGAAAGGACUCGCUUUCAAAGGCAGUCCAUGUGGCGAACCCAAAGACAUUGGACUUCCAAGUCGGUCGCACUUCCCUAUUGCCCGGACUCCUCAAAACCAUUUACUCCAACAAACAAAUACCUCUUCCGCUCAAACUUUUUGAGAUCUCAGAUGUUAUUCUCAAAGACAGUAAUGAAGAAGUGGGCGCCAGGAAUGAACGCUAUUUGUCUGCUAUUUAUUACAACAAAACACCGGGUUUUGAGAUCAUUCAUGGAUUAUUGGAUCGUAUUCUCCAUGUGUUGGAAAUUCCCUUUUCUGCCAAUAAGAAAGGCGUCGGAUAUUUCAUUAGAGCGGCUAAUGAUCCGCGCUUUUUGUCGGGCCGUUGCGCUGAAGUUGUGGUCAACGAUAAAGUGGUGGGAAUUAUGGGUGUCCUUCACCCGCAAGUGAUCACUAAUUUUGAUUUAGCGCAGCCCUGCUCUGCACUCGAGUUAUCACUUCAGGCUCUUAUGACCCACGAUUUGAAUCAAUAAUUUUAUUUAUAAACAUUGAAUAAAACUCAUGAAUUUGAAAAAAUAAAUA